AUGGAGAAGACAGAAUCCGACACGAGGAUUGAGAGGAAGGAGUCCGACGGUUCACUGGGCUCCGACCCUCAGAAGAAAGCUCUGCGCCAGGCGGGCGAGGGCGAGAAGGGCAAAAUUGUCCUCACCGAGGAUGACUGCUACGAAGCGCUCGGUUAUUGUUUCCCGACGUGGAAGAAGUGGACCAUUCUCACCGUCAUCUUCAUCGUGCAGUGUUCAAUGAACAUUAACACUUCUCUCUACUCAAACAAUUUGGAGAACAUCCAGGAGAAGUUUGGUGUCAGUGCUCAAGCUGCGCGAUGUGGUGCCAUGAUCUUCCUUAUCUUCUAUGCCUUCGGUUGCGAGCUUUGGGCGCCCUGGAGUGAAGAGCUCGGACGCAAGCCUGUUUUGCAGAUCUCCCUACUCUUCGUCAACAUCUGGCAGAUUCCUGCUGCGCUCACUCCCACAUUCAGCGGCCUGCUCGUCGCUCGCGCACUGGGCGGUCUGAGCUCCGCCGGUGGUUCUGUCACCCUCGGAAUGGUCGCCGAUUUGUUUGAGCCUGAUGACCAGCAGUACGCCGUUGCAUACAUCGUGCUUUCAUCCGUCGGCGGUUCCAUUUUGGGUCCUAUUGUCGGUGCCUUCACGGAGGCAUACCUCGGGUACAAAUGGAACUUCUGGAUCCAGCUUAUGUUCGGCGUCUUCACCCAGAUUUGUCACCUAUUCCUUGUCCCCGAGACCCGCGCUUCUGUUCUUGUCGACAAGGAGGCUCAGCGUCGCCGUAAGGCCGGAGAGACGAACGUUUACGGUCCCAAUGAAGUUACUCCAUACAGCGAACGGUUUGCGCUCAAGGAGGUGGUUUCCAUCUGGACCCGUCCCUUCCACAUGUUCGCGACCGAGCCCAUCGUUCUGUUCUUGUCCCUCCUCAGUGGUUUCUCGGACGCCUUGAUCUUCAUGUUCCUCCAGUCGUACUCUCUCGUAUACCAGGGCAUAUACGGCUUCGGAACCAUCGCCACCAACAUGGCCUUCCUUCCCAUCCUCGUUGGAUAUAUCAUCGCCUGGCUUUCGUUCAUGCCGUUCAUCCGCAAGAACCGCAGGGACCGCGCUGCGAAUCCGCACGACGAACGCGUGCAGUACGAAUCCCGUCUUUGGUGGCUCCUCUUUACGGCUCCUUGCUUGUGGAUCGGCCUCUUCGGCUUCGCGUGGACCACCCUUCCCAACGUCCACUGGAUUGCUUCCAUGGUUUUCACCGCCAUCAUUGGUAUUGCCAACUACUCUAUCUAUAUGGCCACCAUCGACUACAUGAUUUGCGCUUACGGCCCGUACUCCGCAUCCGCAACCGGCGGCAACGGUUUCUCCCGCGACUUCCUGGCUGGUGUUCUCACGCUCCCAGCCACGCCCUUCUUCCAGAACGUGUCGAAGACGCACGCCGUCAACUACGCUUGCACCAUCCUCGGGUGCAUUGCGUUCCUUGUCACAAUCCCCGUCUACAUCUUCUACUUCUAUGGCGAGUGGUUCCGCAAGCGUUCGCCGUUCGCCUGCUCGCUCGCCGACGCAGCGAAGGAGAACGAGAUGCGCCGUGUCGAGUCGAUUGCCCAGACUUCUGAGCGCCGGAGGAGCCGGGCAUAAAACAUCCUCACCUUCCUUUGUCUAUACCCUUUCAGCUUAAUACCCUCCGAAGCGGCGAGUAACAGUGCAGCAAGUGCAUUGGACACGCUCGGGGCAGGUUGUUUAUGUUAAUAGUCCCAUUCUUUCCAGACAGGUGUUAGAAACGGGUACAACACAACAAUUGCUUUCGGGUUACAUAUUUAUUUCGCAUAUAAUCGUGUUGUAGACAUACAAUAUGCUCUACUGUAGGGCAGUUCCCCGCUGAGACUGCGGUACCUCGUUAGCCUUGCUUCUCAAUGCAACGCGUGCGUUUAC
This is a messenger RNA of Coniophora puteana RWD-64-598 SS2, 1896 nucleotides long. RefSeq names its product MFS multidrug transporter. Lineage: Eukaryota; Fungi; Basidiomycota; Agaricomycetes; Boletales; Coniophoraceae. The coding region runs from base 1 to 1602 and encodes 533 amino acids. Gene Ontology annotation, biological process: transmembrane transport. The record is from RefSeq and is a predicted model, not a curated record. Gene Ontology annotation, molecular function: transmembrane transporter activity. The transcript is spliced from 5 exons.